UAUUUUCAAUGGUCACACUUGGCAGUGGCGGCAAGAGCCCUAGGCGGCGCCCGGGAUGGGUGUGCUGCGCCGCCUCAUGCAUCUCGCCGCGCAGAGGCUCCAUCGGCCGGGCAGGAGGAAGCUGGCGCCACUGCCGUCGCAGAUUUCGCCUCCAGUUCCAGGUAUGGCCGAUCCUUCUCCACAGCGCCAGCAUCAGCCAAGAAAUCCAAAGAAUGUAGCAGCAGCAGCGCAAGAGGAAGAAGAAGAGGAAGAUUAUGUCUCAUUUGAGGUGGAUUGGUCAGUCUUCUCCAUGGCGCACAUCCAGACGACGAUCCAAGAGAUGCUCUUCACGCUGGCGGGGCUGGCCUUGCCCGAGGAGCAGCAGCACAAGCAAGCAUUUAGAAUCGAGAAUGGGAAUUGGCGGACCAACCUCGACGUCAAGGAGCUCUAUCUCCGCCGGGAGCUUCGUGAAGGCGUGGAGACUGGAUUUCUAGUGCGUGGGGUGAUCUACGACAUGGCGGCUUUGGCCAUUCCUCCUCAACAACGAGGGAAAAGAAUCAAGGAGAUGGCGUCCUCUGGAUCCAGGGACUGGAGCAAUCUCGUUCACGAGAACGUGAACGAGACUGUUGGAAACGUGGAAGAUGUGUCGGCCGAGCAAGUCAUGGAGAAGCUGGGACUGAAAAAUGUUGGUGCACUCCAGGAGAAGAUUGGGAGUGGCAGUAGCUCCUCGGCGGCGGCUUUGAGGAAGAAGAAGCUGCAAGAGAAGCAGAGCUUGGAAGAGAUCCUGGGGAGAGGAGACAGCAUACGAGCAAAGUAUGCCGAGAGGCUUAGACACAAGCAAGCAUUAGCGGAUGCAAGACAAGAGCAAGCCAAGCUCGGGGUGGUGAUCACAACUUCUCCAGGAGAAAAAGAUAGUUCUGUGCUACCGGGUUGCCCCGCUCUUAUUCGAUACUUGGAGGAGCGUGGUGUUUCGCAAGCUCUUUUGGCUCGUGGCCCAGACGCUGAGCUUAGAAACUUAAUGAACCAGUUGGGAGGCUUCCAGUUUGCGGAAGUGAGGAGAUUGCAAGAAGAAGUCGUCAGCGAAGGAAUGCUGGACUCGAUAUGUACAAAAUGGAGGCUACCAUCCAAGCAAGUCUUGCUGGUUGUUGGAGCCAAUGGUAGUGAAAGCGAGGAGCUGCUCAAGGUUGUAGCUGACAAAGGCUACUUCGUUUGCCGUGUCCAGAGCACUUCAAACAGCCAAGGCGAGUCGAAAGACUCAAAACCGGAGUCACAGAAACGUUGGGGCCUAACUUCGUGGUUCAACCAUCUUGCCGAGGGAACUCUCCACAUCGAAGAGCAACGGAAUCACGAGAAAGACAUCGUCCAUUUCCGGGUGAUGGACAUGACUGAGCUCAAAUGGGUGAUUGAGGACCUCAAUGGAGUCUCGUACAGGACAAGCACCAUGGUCCGAGGAUUCAAGUGACAAUGCUCUGGAAUUCAUGGAUUCUUUAACAGCUUCAUUUGGAUUCUAGCAGAGCGAUGGUUUGCUAUAUCCUUACGCCAGAAAAACUCCAGCAUGCUCAUUCUUCUAUUGAUUCGGAUCUAAUAUUAUUCCCCAUUAUUA
Selaginella moellendorffii is the source of this 1582-nucleotide messenger RNA. RefSeq lists its product as uncharacterized. The transcript has 4 exons. NCBI's taxonomy places the organism in Eukaryota, Viridiplantae, Streptophyta, Lycopodiopsida, Selaginellales, Selaginellaceae. The record is from RefSeq and is a predicted model, not a curated record. Bases 56 to 1441 code for a protein of 461 amino acids.